UCGAAUAUGAUGUCAGUUGCACAUACAAGCGGACUUCUAAUUUGCGACUUCUUUAAAGGAUUCAGAUUUCAAUAUGUAUUUUGCAUUACUUACUCUGAUCGCAUUGAUAGUCUACUACUGCUACUCCUAUUUGACAGGGAAACCUCAUCCGAAAUUUCCACCAGGGCCGUAUCGCUGGCCGAUAUGGGGCGGCUAUCUCCAGCUGCUGGUGGAGAACUAUAGGUUCCCGUACAAGGCUAUGCACUGGAUGGCUAGACGCUACGACACCGAACUCCUGGGGAUGUAUCUGGGACCCUACCCCACCGUAGUCGCUUGCAGCCACGCCAGCGUUCGGGAUAUGCUUAAACACCCGGCGUUCCAAGGCAGAGUCGACUCUUAUGUGGCUGAGAGCCGCGAUCCGGACUGGGUCAUCAGAGGGAAGUUCUUCAUUGACGGGCACCGCUGGACUGAACAGAGGAGAUUUAUGCUGAGGAACCUGAGGGACUUCGGUUUCGGUACUAGAAAUAAACAUUUUGAGAAGAUGAUUGAAGAAGAAUUGAGAGACUUCAUUGACCUGGUCCAGUCAAAACAUGUGGAGGGAGUAUGCCACGAGGGAAAGGUCGUAGUGCCGACAGUGUUCUAUUCUUUCUUCCUCAACUUCAUCCUACAACUCCUAUUUGGUACACGGCUACCGCCCUCUCUCCACCACAAGCUGAGGGAGUUGGCUUACGCGGCCUACCGCUUCCAGUUGUCCGUAGAUCCUACUACUGGAGCAAUCAAUAUGACUCCAUGGCUCCGCCACUUGGCUUCACAAUGGUUCGGCUUCGAUGACUGUAAGAAGAGCAACGCCUUCAUGAAAAGCUUCAUCAAGGAGAGCAGGAAAAGAAGUCCAGGCAAUUGGAAAUGCGGUUACCCAGCCGCUGAACCCGCUCCAUCGUGCAAUUGUGAUGCCUCCUGGCGAACAAUUCCAUUGAUCUUGAGAGGGUGCAGGAACACAAAGACACGUUUUUUAACUGAUGCCCUUCGUGACUUUUGUGACGUUUAUCUCAAAGAAAUGGAGAGCAAAAAUAUGUCCGACGCUCAACAUUGGUUCUCAGAAGAGCAGAUGGUGAUGACGUUUUGGGAUCUUCUGUUUCCUACAUCCAUGGCGACGACGGCCACCUUGGGAUUUGCGAUUGAGUUCCUCUUGCUGUAUCCACAGGUGCAGCUUCGAGUCCACCAAGAGAUAGACAGUGUGGUCGGACGCUCCAGGUUACCUACUCUUGAUGACAGAAAGAAUUUGCCAUACACCGAAGCAGUCCUUAGAGAGGUCAUGAGGAGAGAGACUUUGGCUGCCCUAGCAAUACCUCACCGUUGCACGGAGGAUACCUACUUCAACGGCUACUUCAUCCCUAAGGAUACAAUGCUGUUGCCUAACCUUUGGAGCUCCAAUAUGGACGAAACCGUCUGGGAAGAUCCUUUUCAAUUCAAGCCCGAAAGACAUUUAGAAGAAGAUGGAAGUUUAAAGAAAAAGGACUUGUCUAUACAGUUUGGAUUAGGAAAGCACUUGUGUUCCGGGGAGACAUUUGCAAGACAGAACAUGUUCCUUGUGUUUGCCGCCAUGAUGCAGAACUUCUCUCUUGAACUACCCUCGGGCCAACCUCUACCAAACGUGGAGAUGCAUGUUCCAGGCAUCAACGUCUCACCUCAAUUCUUCUCGGUUAACAUGGUUCCGAGAUAACCAGUCUGCAACACAUUCUGGACACCUUCAUUGGAAUGUUUUCACCUUUUCCGUUGUCGGUAAAAUAAGUUUAGUUUGUAUCUAGUAUAGGAAGAACCUA
Messenger RNA from Homalodisca vitripennis (glassy-winged sharpshooter), 1799 nucleotides. Its product is annotated as probable cytochrome P450 304a1. The transcript is spliced from 10 exons. The record is from RefSeq and is a predicted model, not a curated record. NCBI's taxonomy places the organism in Eukaryota, Metazoa, Arthropoda, Insecta, Hemiptera, Cicadellidae. The coding region runs from base 74 to 1699 and encodes 541 amino acids. Gene Ontology annotation, molecular function: oxidoreductase activity, acting on paired donors, with incorporation or reduction of molecular oxygen; monooxygenase activity; iron ion binding.